Molecule: messenger RNA, 22386 nt
Organism: Hippoglossus stenolepis (Pacific halibut)
Lineage: Eukaryota; Metazoa; Chordata; Actinopteri; Pleuronectiformes; Pleuronectidae
Gene: obscnb
Product: obscurin, cytoskeletal calmodulin and titin-interacting RhoGEF b
Exons: 90
Coding region: 306-21122 (6938 amino acids)
Molecular function (GO): protein binding; guanyl-nucleotide exchange factor activity
Source: RefSeq, a predicted model, not a curated record
GAGGUACCCACCGGAGGAGGAAGAGGGGAAAGAAGUGCAGUCACCCGCCCACCGCAGGAGACCAGGGGGGGAUGUUCCACAGGUUCCACAGGUUCCACCAUCCUGGAUUUACAGCCAUUUCGAGGAUAUUUCAGGAGUAACGCGACUUUUUUUUUGUGUGGAUUUUAUUGUUUUAAAGCAGCACGUGAUACUGUGGGAGUUAAGCUAACAUCCGGAAAAACCCUGCUCACCACCAAGAGAAGUUCAAGCCCCUCAUGAUUCAACGCUAUUUCCACCUGAGUGGCUGAAGAUUCAAGGAACAAACAAUGGAUCCAAACCUGUAUGGGGGAGUCCCCAGGUUUCUGACUCGCCCAAAGGCGUUCUCGGUGUGUGCAGGCAAAGAUGCCAACCUCAGCUGCACCAUCGUGGGCAGUCCCACCCCACUGAUCACCUGGGAGAAGGACAAGUUGAAGCUGACGUCUGGGGGGCGCUUCAAGACGGUGGAUGAUGGAGAUGUGUACCGCUUGACCAUCUACGACUUAACGCUGGAGGAUGGCGGACAGUACAUGUGCCGGGCCAAAAACAGCGUUGGGGAAGCUUAUGCUGCGGUAACCGUUAAAGUGGCUCUGCCUACAGAGAUGGCUCAGAGGGCCCCCGUGUUCAUGAUGAAGCCCACCUCUGCACGUGUAGGCUUGGGAGGCGAUGUUGUUUUCCACUGCCGGGUUGCAGCUCACCCUGAUGCCAACUUUGACUGGGAAAAGGACGGGCGCUACCUGGGGGAGUCAAACCGCAUCAAGAUCGUCUCUGACACCGACGGCAGCAUUUUGAAGAUCCAAAGCGUACGAAACCUGGACACCGGCACCUACACCUGCAGAGCCCAGAACACUGUUGGCCGUGCACAUGCUGCCGCAGCUCUCGUCGUAGAUGCCCAGGAUUCCCAUCAUCUGUCCGCAGAUAAGAACACCUCCCUCCUCUCUCACCUCCAAAAGCGCAAAGAGGAAAUGAAUAAGGACAUCUCCAUCUAUCGCACUGAAGAGAAGAGCUCCUCUGUUUCUUCUUCUACCACAGAUGGUUUCAGUUCUCUGAGUCUGGAAAAUGCGCUGAGGGCAUCUGCACUGGCACAGCUGCCCAAAGGUGUAUUCACCCGUACCUGCACCGUGACUGAGGGCAAACACGCCAAACUUAGCUGCUUUGUGACGGGUCACCCUAAACCCCACAUUAUCUGGAGGAAGGAUGGGAUGAACAUCGGUGAAGGCCGCAGGCAUGUCAUUUAUGAGGACCAGGCAGAGAACUUCAUCCUCAAGGUCCUGUACUGCAAGCAGACUGAUAAUGGCCUCUACACCUGCAAUGCAACCAAUAUGGCCGGGCAGACCUACAGUGCUGUGUUGGUGACAGUCAAAGAGCCCAAAGUGCCGUUCAGGAGGAAGUUGCAGGACAUGGAGGUCCAGGAGAAAACAUCGGCCACACUGAUGUGUGAGGUGCCUGUUGUUGCCACCCAUGCCCACUGGUUCAUGGAGGAAACAAGGCUGGAGCAAAAUACCAAAUAUUGCAUGGAGGAGGAGGGCACCCUGCGUCGUCUCACCAUUCACAAUGUCACCACCAACGAUGACGGUGUUUAUAUCUGCGAAAUGAAAGAAGGCAGUCGCACCGUGGCCGAGCUCACUGUUCUGGGCAAUAUUACCAAGAAGCUCCCCCGGCGGACGGUGGUUCCUGUCAGCGAUACGGUCAUUUUCUGUGUGGAGCUGGAGCAUCCCUGCCCGGAUGCCUACUGGACCCGCAAAGGGGAGAAGCUGAGGGAAGAUUCCCGAAUUUCCAUAGCCUGUGUGCUCAGGCAGUACACGCUCACCAUUAGAGAUUGCCAGGCUGAAGACUCAGGUGAAAUCGCCUUUGUGGCUGGAGACUGCAAGACGUCCACUCGAUUCACUGUCACAGCUGCAAGAAAACAUCCCCCCGAUCCCCCAGUCAAUGCUGUGGUGCUGAACAAGACUGACUCAUCCAUCACCAUUCAGUGGUCUCCUCCUGACAGCGAUCGCCCAGUGCCCAUUAAGUGCUACAUUGUGGAGAGGAGGAAGGUUGGCACUCAGACAUGGCAGAGGUGCAACGCUGGAGAAACCAUUGUUUCCACAGAGAUCACCGUCUGCAACUUCACAGAAGAAUCCAGCUUCCAAUUCCGUAUCUCUGCCAUAAAUGACUUUGGCCAGAGCCCCCACCUGGAGGUGCCUGGAAGCUUCUACCUUGAACCCACUGCAGAGAUAAGGAAAGGCCUGAUGAACAGCACUGCAAACUCUGGCGAGGAGUUCUCUGUCGCCAUCGAGCUGUCUGCUGUUUGUUCUGGUUUCUGGUACAUAAAUGGCCGCCUCCUGCGUAGUGGAGCUGACUACCUCAUCACCAAGUCCAAGACCACACACACUCUGCUCUUCCGUGUUAUGACCAUGGAAUUUAAUGGAGCUGAAGUCAAGUUUGUUGGUGGAGGCUCACAAAGCAGUUGCAUCUUAUCUGUGAAAGCCCCUCGCGUUAGGUUCAUAAACAAGUCCGAUCUGACAGAGGUGGUGACCUGCACUGCCCAAUCCACUGCUCAGCUGACUGCUGAGGUGUCGGAUUACGAAACACAGGUGGUUUGGAUGAAGAACGGGCGAGAGGUGAAAAUGGGCAAGAAGUAUGAAUAUGUCAUCAUUGACCGCAAGAGGAUCCUGACGGUACACAAUGUUACUGAAGAGGAUGUGGGCGUCUACGAGUGUGUUUUAGCUGAGGACAAGAUGUCCCUGCAACUCUCUCUUAAAGAUGAACCUGCCAAGUUCCUGAACAAGGCCAGAGGUGCCAUGGGACUGUCAUCGUCCCUUAAAGGAGAUCUUGAGCUGAGCUGCGAGGUAUCUCCUGCCAGCGCUGCCGUUGUGUGGAGAAAAGAUCAGGUGGAGAUCACUGAGGACCAAAGAACUGCCAUGAUCUCCAAAGGGACUCAAAGGAAACUCGUCAUCAAGAACGCCAAGAAAAGUGACGAAGGACAUUACUCCUGUGAGACGGCAGCAGACAAAGUCACAUUCCAGGUCAAGAUAAAAGAAACUCAAGCCGUUGCUGCCUUCUCUGACAAAGAGUCAGUCCAGAAAGAGGUGAAGGCCACUCUCUCGCAGAAAGCAACUCUUAGUUGCAGUGUGUCUGACAGCAAGACAGAGGUCAAAUGGUAUAAAGAUGGCAAGCAGCUGAUAUCCAGCAGGACCAUAUACUCAGAAGUAAAAGGCACUGCUCGUCAGCUGGUGUUUGAAAAGGUGGAGAAGAGUGAUGCUGGAGAAUAUACCUGUGAAGCUGGCGGGGAUAAGCUGGUCUUCAAGAUAUCUGUUUCAGAGGCCCAGGCAGCCUUCUUCAACAAAGAGUCAGUCCAGAAGGAGGUGAAAGCUACUCUCUCACAGAAAGCUAUUUUAAGCUGUGAGGUAGCAGAUAGCAAGACAGAGGUGAAGUGGUACAAGGAGGCCAAGCUGCUGACCUCCAGCAAGACAAUCCAUGCAGAGUCGAAAGGCCAGAGUCGCCAGCUGGUUAUCGACAGUGUGGAGAAGAAGGAUGCUGGAGAGUACAUCUGUGAAGCCGGGACAGAGAAGCUUGCUUUUAAGAUUCAGGUGGAAGAGCGGAAGUCAUUCUUCUCCAACAAGGAGUCGGUUCAGAAGGAGGUGAAAGCAACGUUCUCCCAGAAAACCACUCUGAGCUGUGAGGUUUCUGAUUCCAAGACAGAGGUGAAGUGGUACAAGGACGGCAAACUGCUGACUUCUAGCAAGACUAUUCAUACAGAGUCUAAGGGCAAAUGUCGCACGCUGGUGAUCGACAGCGCUGAGAAGAAGGAUGCUGGAGAGUACAUGUGUGAGGCUGGGACUGAGAAGUUGGUCUUCAAGCUCCAGGUGCCAGACACACAGAUCCAAUUGGCAUUCUCUAACAAAGAGUCAGUCCAGAAGGAGGUGAAAGCCACUCUCUCACAGAAAGCCAUUUUAAGCUGUGAGGUAGCUGAUACGAAGACAGAAGUGAAAUGGUACAAGGAUGGAAAGCUCCUCACAUCAAGCAAGACCAUUCAUGCAGAGUCAAAGGGCAAGAGUCGCCAGCUGGUGAUGGACAGCGUGGAGAAGAAGGAUGCUGGAGAGUACAUCUGUGAGGCUGGGACUGAGAAGUUGGCCUUUAAGAUUCAGGUGGCAGUUACUUCUACACAAAUCGGUGCUAAAUCUGGUUCCCUCAAAAAAGAGUCUGUCCAGAAGGAGGUGAAAUCCACUCUCCUCGAGCCAGGCACUCUGAGCUGGGAAGUAGUUGAUAACACGACAGAGGUGAAAUGGUACAAAGAUGGCAAACUGCUGAGUCCCAGCAGUCCAGUUGCCUUGGAAUCAAAGGGCAAGAUUCAUCAACUGGUGGUGGACAGUGUAGAGGAGAAAAAUGCGGAGGAGCACAUCUGUGAGGUCCGAACAGAAAGUUUGGCAUUUAAAGAACAGGUGACAGAGAUUCAAGUCAAAUCGGCCUUCUCCAAAAAGGAAUCAGUCCAAAAGGAGGUGAAAGCCACUCUCUCACAGAAAGCAAUUUUAAGCUGUGAGGUAGCUGAUACCAAGACAGAAGUGAAAUGGUACAGGGAUGGAAAGCUGCUGACCUCCAGCAAAACAGUUCAUGCAGAGUCAAAAGGCCUGAGUCGCCAGCUGGUGAUCGACAGCGUGGAGAAGAAGGAUGCUGGAGAGUACAUCUGUGAGGCUGGGACAGAAAAGCUGGCCUUUAAGAUUCAGGUGGCAGAAGCCCCGGCUGGCUUCUCCAACAAGGAGUCCGUCCAGAAGGAGGUGAAAGUUACUCUCUCCCAGAAAGCCACCUUGAGCUGUGAGGUCUCUGAUUCCAAGACAGAAGUGAAGUGGUAUAAGGACGGCAAGCUGCUGACUUCCAGCAAAGCAGUUCACAUGGAGUCAAAGGUCAAGAGUCGUGAGCUGGUGAUUGAAAAAAUAGAGAAAAAAGAUGCUGGAGAAUACACCUGUGAGAUUGGAACAGAGAAGCUGGUAUAUAAGCUGCAUGUGACAGAAGAAGCUGUCAAGUUCCAGAAGAAGUCUGUCAAAGACACAUGUAUUGUUCAAGCAAGUGAAAACAUUGUUUUGACCACUGAGCUGACCUCGGAGAGUGGAAGUGUGAAGUGGUUGAGAGAUGGUGUGGAGAUCAAAGAGGGCAGAAAGUAUGAAAUGAAAAAAGAGGGACAUUGUCGUACCUUGAUAGUAAAUUCCACCGAAACUAAAGACAGCGGAACGUACUCCUGUCAAACUGCUCAUGACAAACAGGAGUUCAAAGUUCAGGUCAAAGAAUCAGCUUUGAAGUUUGUUGUCCCCCUGAAGUCUGUCGAUGUGGAGUUGGGUGGGACACUUAGUCUGAUGUGUGAGCUCAAUCAUGCCUCAGGUGAUGUUGUCUGGCACCAUGAUGGCCGUGAGAUUAAACCUGGAGGAAGGAACUGUGUCAGGACAGAUGGUGCUAAGCGGGUCCUCACUGUGACUGGCAUGACGAAGGAAGAUGAAGGAGAAUAUAGCUGUGAAUGUCGAAAUGACAAGACCUCUGCCAAAAUCUCCUCUAAAGUGCCCAGAGUAGUGAGGCUGACUACUAAACUCAAUAAUGUGGCUGCAAUGGAGGGAAAAGACGCCAUCUUCAAAUGCGCUGUCACUCCAGCAGACGUCAAUGUCAAGUGGUUCCACAACAGCAUACCCAUCACUGCCGGGCCAAAGUAUAAGAUAGAGCACGGUGGGAACACUCACUCACUCACCAUAACCUCUGUCACCCAAAAAGAUGCUGGAGAGAUUAGCGUUGAUGCAGAAGGCAAAAGCUGCAAAGCUACUUUACAAGUGCAACAUGAGCCUGUAACCUUUAAGAAGAAGCUGGAAAACCUGACAGUGGAGGAGCAGAGUGAAGUGAAGAUGGAGGUGGAGCUCAGUAAGAAAUCGGAUGAAGUCAGGUGGAUGAAGAAUAGCAUUGUGUUGCAGGCUGCAGGAAACUUGGAGAUUCGGGUAGAUGGAGCCAAGCAGGCUCUGGUCUUCAAGAGCGUGACUCAUGGUGAUCGUGGCAUCUACUCCUGUGAAACUCUGGAUGACAAGACCCAGGCCAAGCUCACUGUAGAAAUGAAGAAGAUCCAGGUAAUAAAGGGCCUUCCAGAAACCAAGGCACAUGAGACAGAGACAGUGACACUUGAGGUAGAGCUCAGCCAGGCGGAUGUUGAAGGCUCCUGGACCAGGGAUGGGUCCAAGUUAAAGCCAGGGGCCAACUGUCGUAUCACAGCACUGGGAAAGAAGCACGCUCUUACGCUGUCCAAUCUUAAGAGAGACGAUGCAGGAACUAUUUCCUUCCAAGCUGAGGGUGUCCAUACAUCAGGCAAACUGAUUGUCACAGAACCGCCUGCUAUGAUCUCCACACCCAUUAUCGAUAUGAGUGUUCCUGAGAAGGAGAAGGUUACUUUUGAAUGUGAAGUGUCCAGAACAAAUGCAGAUGUUAAAUGGUUCAAGGAUGAUGUGGAACUGAAACCAGGGAAAAACUAUGGCAUCCAUUUGUUGGGCAGAAAGCGCACUUUGGUCAUCAGCAAAUGCACCCCUGCAGAUACAGGCAGUUACGUCUGUCGAACCACUGAUGAUAACACGUCUGCCAAGCUCAUCGUUCAUGCCAGAGAUAUCAAGAUAAUUAAGAAACUGGAGGAUGUGGAGGUGAUGGAGAAGGAGAGUGCUGCAUUCGUCUGUGAAAUCUCACACGAUGAAGUGGACUGUCAGUGGUACAAAGGAAGUACUAAAGUCAAAGUGAGUGACAACAUUAAGAUGAGACAAGAGGGCAGAACCUAUGUACUGCUGUUUAAGUCUGUUUCCCCAGAGGAUAUGGGUGAUAUUAAAUUUACAGCUGAGAAGACCUCUUCAUCUGCAAAACUCAAAGUGAAAGAGCUGCCAGUCAAGUUUGUGAAGAGACUCAGGGAUAAGAUAGCGAUGUUUAAGCAUCGUGGUCAUCUCGAAUGCCAAGUGUCACGUGCCAGUGCAAAGGUGAAGUGGUACAAGAACAAGACAGAAAUCAAACCCAGCAAGAAGCACGAGAUCAGAAGUGAAGAUGUGUACCGAAAACUCACCAUCAAUGAUGUGGACUCCGUGGACGAAGACACAUACACCUGUGACGCUACUGAUGACCAGACGUCCUGUAAACUGCUUGUAGAAGAGCAGUCCAUCAGCAUUGUGCGGGAGCUUAGUUCAGUAGAAGUGACAGAACCUUUCGCAGCUGUCUUUGAAGUUGAAAUCAGUAUGGAACUGGUGAAACCUCCUAUAUGGACUCUGAAUGGAGUUGCUGUGCAGGAGAGUGCAGAUGCUGAAAUGGAGAAAGAGGGCACGCUGCACCGUCUCACUUUCAAAAAGACCAAGGCAUCAAUGACAGGACCUGUGCAGUUUACAGCUGGGAAGAGCAAAUCUCUUGCCCAACUCACAGUAAAAGAGCGUCCACUUGAGAUUGCAGAGCCCAUUAAAGAUGUCAAGGCGAAGGAGAAAAGCUCUGCCCUGUUCUGCUGCAAAUUCUCCGUCGCAGCCAAAGAGGUGAACUGGUUUAAAGGUCAGGUACUUCUGGCAGCAUCAGACAAGUACAACAUGAAGAAAGACGGCACAAGGGCUCAGCUUACUAUUCAAGGGCUAACUGGAGAAGACAGCGGAGAGUACCGCUGUCAGUCCGGACCUGCUGAGACCAGAGGCACACUCACUGUCGAAGUGCGAGAAAUUAAAAUCACCAAGCACUUGGUCGACACAGAGGUUGAUGAAGACAGUGAUGCAGUGUUCACGUGUGAGAUUAACUACGCAGAUGAAGAGGCACAGUGGCUUCUGAAAGACAAGGUGCUCUUGACUAAUGAAGUCAACACCAUCUCUCAUGAGGGGAAGGUUCACAAGCUCAUGCUGAAGAACAUGGCUCCUCAGGACGGGGGGACCAUCACCUUUCAAGUGCGCAAGGUGAAAGAGUCUGUUACACUCAAAGUGAAAGAGAAGCUAGCUGUGUUCCUCAAGUCUCUCGAUGAUGUCAUCGGAGAGGAGAAAGGCAUGAUAACUCUGACAUGUGAGGCGUCCAAGCCCAGGGUUUCACCUAUAUGGAGAAAAGAAGGUAAAGUCUUGAAGGCUGGACCCAAGUAUGAGCUCCUCCACACAGGCAAGUCUUUGGGCCUGAUCAUCAAGGACGCCACCAAAGACGAUGCUGGGGAGUACAGUUGUGAUCUCGGAACUGAAGUUUCCAAGGCAAAGGUCACUGUAAGAGAGAUUGGCAUUGGAAUUACCAAAUGGCUUAAGUCUGCUGAGGUAAACGAGGGGGAGUCAUGCAGCUUUGAGUGCAUCUUAUCUCGUGAGAACACAGAUGAGUGCUCGUGGACUCUGAAUGGCAAAGCCAUUUCAAACGGAGGCCGUUUCAAUGUCACCAAUAAAGGCCGCAAGUACAUGCUAACCAUUAAGGAUGUCACCCCUGCCGAUGCUGGUGAGGUGGUCUUCAACAUUAAAGACUUGAGCACUAAAACCACAUUAACAGUUGAAGGCAGAGCUUCAUCUGUGUCCAAAGGACUGCAGAAUGUUAGCGCUGUUCAAGGGGAAGAUGCUUUAUUUACCUGUGAGGUGACACAGGCUAGAUCCACUGUAAAGUGGGCCAAGGAAGGCAAAGCCAUCAAGAAGAGCCAGAAGUACGACAUCAGCCAAGAGGAUAAGGUCAUGAAGCUCACCAUCCAUAUUGUCUCUGCCCAAGACUCAGGAGAGUACAGCUGUGAAGUCGUUGGAGGUGCAACCACCAAAGCCCAACUGGAAAUUAAGGCGCCAAUCCAUAAAUUCACUGAAGUGCUAAAGGACAGCCAGGCAGACGAGAAGAGCUCUGUGACCUUGCAGUGUGAGACAGCUCAAAGCCCAUCCACAGUGAUUUGGCUUAAAGGGCACACAGAGCUCAAGGCAGGAGGUCGAUAUGAGAUGUCCCAGAAAGAGCGGGUCUUAACUCUCACCAUCAAACAGCUGGAGGAUAAAGACACAGAUAUCUACACCUGUGAUGUGAUCACUGCUAAGAACAUGGCAAAGGUGACAGUCAAAGCCCUGCCUGCCACUUUUAAAGAAAAACUCAAGAACCAAGAUAAAAAAGAAGGGGAGACUGUGACACUUUGUUGCGAGUUAUCAAAACCUGCGACCGACAUUCAGUGGAAGAAAGGCUCUGAAAUUCUCAAAGCUGGAGAGAAGUAUGAGAUGAAGCAGAAGCACACUGCUGUGGAACUUCAAAUCAAAGAUUUGAAGGUUGAAGAUAGUGGAGAGUACUCUUGUGUGUGUGUGGACCAGAAGACAUCUGCAACUGUGAAAGUCAAUGCAUUACCACCGACCUUCAUACAGAAGUUGAAGACUCAGGAGGCAGAGGAGGGAGUGGAUAUAACUCUCCAGUGUGAGCUCUCCAAACCUGGAGUCUCAGUGGAGUGGAAGAAGGGAACUCAGGUGCUGAAGUCUGGAGAGAAGUACCAGAUGAAGCAGAAAGCCUCUGUGAAUGAACUGCUGCUCAACAGAGUGGUGCCAGAGGACAGUGGAGACUACAGCUGUGUGUGUGGAGACCAGACGACCACAGCCAGUCUCAAGAUCAAGGCCCAACCAGUGACCUUCAAACAGAAGUUGGAGACUCAGGAAGCUGAGGAGGGAGCCAGCGUCACUCUGCACUGUGAGCUCUCCAAACCUGGAGUCUCAGUGGAGUGGAAGAAGGGAACUCAGGUGCUAAAGUCUGGAGAGAAGUACCAGAUGAAGCAGAAAGCCUCUGUGAAUGAACUGCUGCUCAACAGAGCGGUGUCAGAGGACAGUGGAGACUACAGCUGUGUGUGUGGAGACCAGACGACCACAGCCAGUCUCAAGAUCAAGGCCCAACCAGUGACCUUCAAACAGAAGUUGGAGACUCAGGAAGCAGAGGAGGGAGUCAGCGUCACUCUGCACUGUGAGCUCUCCAAACCUGGAGUCUCAGUGGAGUGGAAGAAGGGAACUCAGGUCCUGAAGUCUGGAGAGAAGUACCAGAUGAAGCAGAAAGCCUCUGUGAAUGAACUGCUGCUCAACAAAGUGGUGCCAGAGGACAGUGGAGACUACAGCUGUGUGUGUGGAGACCAGAAGACCACAGCUAGUCUCAAGAUCAAGGCCCAACCAGUGACCUUCAAACAGAAGUUGGAGACUCAGGAAGCUGAGGAGGGAGCCAGCGUCACUCUGCACUGUGAGCUUUCCAAACCUGGAGUCUCAGUGGAGUGGAAGAAGGGAACUCAGGUGCUGAAGUCUGGAGAGAAGUACCAGAUGAAGCAGAAAGCCUCUGUGAAUGAACUGCUGCUCAACAAAGUGGUGCCAGAGGACAGUGGAGACUACAGCUGUGUGUGUGGAGACCAGACGACCACAGCCAGUCUCAAGAUCAAGGCCCAACCAGUGACCUUCAAACAGAAGUUGGAGACUCAGGAAGCUGAGGAGGGAGCCAGCGUCACUCUCCAUUGUGAGCUCUCCAAAUCUGGAGUCUCAGUGGAGUGGAAGAAGGGAACUCAGGUCCUGAAGUCUGGAGAGAAGUACCAGAUGAAGCAGAAAGUCUCUGUGAAUGAACUGCUGCUCAACAAUGUGGUGCCAGAGGACAGUGGAGACUACAGCUGUGUGUGUGGAGACCAGAAGACCACGGCUAGUCUCAAGAUCAAGGCCCAACCAGUGACCUUCAAACAGAAGUUGGAGACUCAGGAAGCUGAGGAGGGAGCCAGCGUCACUCUGCGCUGUGAGCUCUCCAAACCUGGAGUCUCAGUGGAGUGGAAGAAGGGAACUCAGGUCCUGAAGUCUGGAGAGAAGUACCAGAUGAAGCAGAAAGCCUCUGUGAAUGAACUACUCAUCAACAAAGUGGUGCCAGAGGACAGUGGAGACUACAGCUGUGUGUGUGGAGACCAGAAGACCACAGCUAGUCUCAAGAUCAAGGCCCAACCAGUGACCUUCAAACAGAAGUUGGAGACUCAGGAAGCUGAGGAGGGAGCCAGCGUCACUCUGCACUGUGAGCUCUCCAAACCUGGAGUCUCAGUGGAGUGGAAGAAGGGAACUCAGGUGCUGAAGUCUGGAGAGAAGUACCAGAUGAAGCAGAAAGCCUCUGUGAAUGAACUGCUGCUCAACAAAGUGGUGCCAGAGGACAGUGGAGACUACAGCUGUGUGUGUGGAGACCAGACGACCACAGCUAGUCUCAAGAUCAAGGCCCAACCAGUGACCUUCAAACAGAAGUUAGAGACUCAGGAAGCAGAGGAGGGAGCCAGCGUCACUCUCCAUUGUGAGCUCUCCAAACCUGGAGUCUCAGUGGAGUGGAAGAAGGGAACUCAGGUGCUGAAGUCUGGAGAGAAGUACCAGAUGAAGCAGAAAGCCUCUGUGAAUGAACUGCUGCUCAACAAAGUGGUGCCAGAAGACAGUGGAGACUACAGCUGUGUGUGUGGAGACCAGACGACCACAGCUAGUCUCAAGAUCAAGGCUGUGAAGCUGUCCGCUCCUCUUUCAGCUGAUCAAUUGGGGUCUAAAAGGCAGGAGACCAAGGAAACAAUGGGAGCUGCUAAAGACAAUCAAAUCAGGCAGGAGAUCCGAGAAACAGUGGAAGCUGUGACUGUGGUAACUACUGGGCAGACUCCUUCACUGCAGCUCCUCAAACAGGAGAUUCAGAGGGAUUCACAAGAGCUGAGAGUGGGAGGUGAAGUUGAGAAGACUUCUGCAGGAGUAUCUGUGAAACAAGAUACAGAGAAGCAGGGGACCAAAGAGCCAGUAAAAGUUACAACAGAGAAGUCCUCAGCUUCAGCAGUGACGUCCAAAGCUGAAUCUGAGAAGCAGGAAUCCAAACAGAGAGUUGAAGUUCUUCCAGCCACAGUCAUUCAAGACCUUGAGGGCCAGGAGGCUGAAGAGGGAGCUAGUGUCACUCUGCAUUGUGAGCUUUCUAAACCCGGACUCACUGUCGAAUGGAAGAAGGGAAGUCAAGUCCUGACGUCUGGAGAAAAGUACCAGAUGAGACAAACAGGAUUCAAUUAUGUGCUACAGAUCCAUGAUCUGACACCUGGAGACACAGGAAACUACUCAUGCUGUUCAGAGGACGCAAUAAGCUCAGCUGCUGUUGCAGUAAAUGCUGCCCCAGUCAUAUUUACAAAAGAGCUGGAAAAUCUGACGGCUGAAGAGGGGGACAGUGUCACACUGAACUGUGAGCUUUCUAAACCUGGUGUUUCUUUGGAGUGGCGGAAAGGAGAACUUGGUCUUUGUCGUUGUGCCAAAUAUGAAAUUAGACAAACAGGACAAAUCGCCACUCUGCUAAUCCAUGAUGUAGAUCCAGAGGAUUCUGGGAGUUACACAUGUGACACUGGUGGACGUCAGAGCACUGCACAUCUAGCUGUGAUGGCCCAGCCUGUCCUUUUCAAAACUCAGCUGCAGAAGGUUGAAAGACAGGCAGGGGAGAUCGCUAUUCUUCGCUGUGAGACCACAAAACCCGGUGCAAUUGUUGCCUGGAGGCAUGGUGACAGAGAGCUGGCAUCCAGCAGCAAGUACCACCUGAAACAGGAAGGGACUGUAGUGGAGCUUGUCAUCUAUAAACUGCAGGGAGCUGACUCUGGAGAAUAUUCCUGUGAUACAGGCAGUCAAAGGACGUCAGCUGUCCUCACUGUGCAGGAGGUCGAGAUUACCAUACUGAAAUUCUUGGAGAGCUCAGUUGUCUAUGAGGGGGAAGAUGUCCACUUUGAGUGUCUGGUCUCUCAUGAUGAGGCACCUCUGGCCCAGUGGAAACUCCAGGACGUCCCACUACAGAAUAAUGAAAUGAACCUGAUCAAGACUGAGAGGCGAGUACACAGCCUCACACUCAGAGGUGUCACCACAACCGACUCAGGAUCAGUUACUUUCACUGUGGGAAACCACACUUCAACGGCUUCUCUCACAGUCAGAGCAGCUGCUCCAGUGUUAUUCAAGAAGGAGCUGGAAAGUCAAGAGGCCACAGAAGGAGGCAAAGUCACCCUGUCCUGCGAAACAUCCAGCCCUGAUUGCAAGGUAGCCUGGUGCAAGGGCUCGUCUGAACUCGCCCAUGGGGAGAAGUACACCAUUGAGCAGGGAGGAACCACUCACAGCCUGGUCAUACACAAGCUGAAAGUGGAGGAUAGUGGAGAAUACACCAGCCAUGCAGGGGACAAGAAGAGCACUGCUACCCUGACUGUGAAAGAGCGUGUGCGCAUCAUCCGAGAACUCUACGAUAUCACUGUCACCACUGGGCAGGAUGCCGUCUUUGAAGUUGAGCUGUCACACUCGGGCGUGACAAACGGAGAAUGGUGGCUCGCAGACAACCUCCUCCAGAAUAAUGAUUUGAAUCAAAUGAGCAGCCAGGGCAGAGUGCACCGUUUGGCCCUGAAGAUGGUAACCACGGAGGAAUCAGGAGAUGUUGCCUUCGUAGUGGGAGAAGAGAAAAGUGUGGCCUGUCUGCUGGUGGAGGAGAAACCCAAAGUGAAAAUCAUAGAGAAGCCGCACAACACUUUGGUAAUCGAGGGUGAAACUGUCACUCUGGCCUGCACCAUCUCUGACCCCAAGGCCACAGUCACCUGGAUCAGAAACGACGUGGCCAUCCAAGCGGGUCUCAAGUAUGACCUGAAGAAGAAUGGAGCUUUCCAUCAGCUUUGUAUCCUCAACGGGGUGCCUGAGGACUCAGGAGUGUACACGUGUGACACUGGAGAUGCACAAUGUGAUGUCACGGUGACCGUGGAAGGUGCCCCGGUGUUCUUCCGGAAAGAGCUAAAGAACGAGGAUGCCAUAGAGGGUGAUGAUUCUACCCUGCACUGUGAGCUGUCUAAGCCAGGUGUUUGUGUUGAGUGGAGGAAAGGAGGCAUUGUCCUCGAGCCCGGUAAGAAGUAUAAGAUGAGGCAGGAAGGGUGCAUUCAAGAGCUCUGUAUAAGUAACUUGGAUCCUGAAGACAGUGGCUACUACACCUGUGACGCAGGAGACCAGCUCACUACGGCUUCUUUGGCAGUGCAAGUGAAAGAAGUCUUCAUUGUUUGUGGUCUUAAGACCACCGACGUCUUUGUUGGGGAAUGGGCAACCUUCUCCUGCCAGCUGUCUGGUAGGGCACCUGGCAAGGUGGAGUGGUGGCUGGAUGGCACCUUGUUGGAAAACAGCCCUUUUAGUGAGAUAGGGCUGAGCCAGGGCCACAUCUACACACUGACCUUAAAGAACCUGGCCACAGACGACUCUGGCACUGUCACGUUCAAAGCUGACAGUUUAACAUCAAGCUCCAAGCUCUUAGUCAAAGAUCCCACAGUUGAAGUGGUGAGCGAGAUGGAGGACCUUUGUGUGGUCGAAAACCAACCGGCUGAGUUCAUCUGCCAGUAUUCACGGCCGGUCAAGGCUCAGUGGAAGAAAGACGGGCAGCCAUUGCAGCCUGAUGGCCGAAGGGUGGUGGUGGAGCAGGACUGGAAUGUGGCUCGCUUGUACAUUAGCAGUGUGUCCACUGAGGACAAGGGCACAUACUCCUGUGAGGCAGAGGGGACCAGUGUGGUAGCUUCACUUCAUGUGGAAGGCAAACCUAUAACUAUUGUUCAGGGCCUGGAGAAUGCAGAAACCUUUGAUGGAGGUGAAACACUAUUCGAGUGUGCCCUGUCUCGUCCUGAGUCCAAAGACUGCCACUGGUUUCUCGAUGGCAAACCAGUGAAGGAAUCUCGUAAUGUUGAGAUUGUGUCAUUUGAGAGUGGCCGUCGUCACCUGCUCCUGCUGAAGGAGUUGCACGUUAAAGACAGUUGCACAGUGACCUUCAAAGCUGGGACAGCAUCCACAUCUGCACAACUCUCUGUCAAGGGAUGGCAGCUGGAUGUUGUGAAGGGUCUGGAAGACAAAGUCGCUGCCGUUGGAGAGAAGGUUGAAUUUUGUGUGGAGCUGACUGAACCCAUCCCCGUGGCAGAAGUAGCCUGGUAUGCUAACGGGGUUGAGAUCAAGCCCAGCGAUCUCUGGGCUAUGAGGGCUGAUGGCUGUUCCUAUCGCCUUGUCCUGAGACAUGCACCACUUCUGCCCCAGCAGGAAAUUACAUUUGCUGCUAGAGAUGCUCUCUCUUUGGCCAAGCUCACUAUCAUCACUGUACCCGAUCCCCCAGAGGACCCAGAAGUCCUCAGUAAGACCAAACAGUCUAUAACCCUCUCUUGGUUCACUCCGCUACAUGAUGGAGGGAGUCCUAUUCUUGGCUACAGAGUGGAGUUGCGGCUGGUAGACAGCGCCCUCUGGCUUCCGUGUCAGCCCGAACCCGUGUGUAACACAGAGUUUUUGGUUGAAAAUCUUAUCCCCGGGAGUGGCUACAGGUUUAGAGUGGCAGCCAUCAACAUAGCUGGGACUGGAGAGCCUGUAGAGCUGCCUCAGACUGUGCAGCUUGAGGCACCUACACCGCCACCAACUACUCCAGAGGCACCUACACAGCCACCAACUAGUCCAGGUACAGAGGUAAAACAGGGAGAGCAAGAGGCCCUGGGGCAGCCCAAUCUGCCUCCAGAGGCUGCUGAGGAAGGUGAUGUCCAUGAGCUGUGGGAGGCUUCGGCUAAGAAACGUCGCAUGAGUCGAGAGCCCACUUUGGACUCCAUCACUGAACACCCUGAAGACGAUGGUAAAGGUGGUAAAAAACAAUCUGACCAGAAGGAUCUAAAGUCCUCAGAGAAAGUGGAAACAAAAUCUGUAGAGAAGGAGCAGGCCGUUGUGUCUAAGAAGCAGACAGAGUCCAACUUGUGCACCAGCUCUGAGGAUCAAUCUCUUUCAGGGGGUGCAACACUUGUGUCCUACCUCAAGACGAGCAGCACAUCUUCUGUCACAGCCGUCAAUGAAGGACAGACAAUGACCACUGAGAGGUUCUUUGCACAUUUCCAGAUGGCAGAUCAGAAAACAGUGCAGCAAACUGAAGUGAAAACAACCACAGUUCAUCAGUCAGAUAAUAAACAGGUAACUACAGAGGAGACAGACAUCAUGGAGAUCAGUAAAGAGGAUGAGCCUGAGCUCAGAGAUGCUGCCAUCAAAAUUCAAGCUGCCUUCAAGGGGUACAAGGCCCGUAAGGACAUGCGUCCUGUCUUCAAAGAUGUCUUCAAAGAUCAGACCAAAGAACCAAAUGGCACCAUCCAUCUGGAAUGUGUGGCGGAAGGUAAACCUGAAAAGGUGCGUUGGCUGAAGGAUGGUGAACCACUAACGGAUGGCAAGCACCACCAUAUUGAUAUCUAUAACGAUGGCACUUGCUCACUGGUCAUCACUGCCAUCACCACAAAGGAUACAGGAGUUUACACUUGUGAAGUCACCAACAAGUUUGGAGUCAACUCUCAUAGCGGUAAGGUCACAGUAGGGACAGUGAGAGAAUCCUCUGGGCGACGGCCACUGACGGUGGGCUACAGUGCGGACAGUGAGCCUGAGAGCUCCUCAGGUAGUGAGAUGGACGAGUCCCUGAGGAAGGCGAGCAGACGUCUCCGCCGCCUGUUGCGCACAUGUCUCCCACCAGAUGUUGAGGAAGAACCAUUUGUCAGUGCAGAUGAAGGAGACCUGCGAGCCCCAGAUCCUCAGUCUUACCGUGAGGAUGACAAUUACAUCUACAUUCGCUUUGAUUCACGGACAGAGGCUGAAGUCGCCUCUAAGAGGUUCCAGGAGAUGUUUACAAUCCACGGGGUUCCUGUAGAGACAAACAUCCAGGAGGCCGGGCCUCUUAGAGUGGAGUUGAGAAUUAAAAAGGUGGGCUACAUCCAAGAUGGCACACAGACCCCCACACAAGAUAGACAACCUCCUGCAUUCAUGGCUGGAGCCCAGGCUGCCCCAGUUUUUCUGACAGAGCUACAAAGCCAGGAUGUUCCAGAUGGUUAUCCAGUUAGCUUUGACUGUGUUGUGAUUGGCAAGCCUCCUCCAACUGUUCGCUGGUUCAAAGAUGGCAAAGUGCUGGAGGAAAAUGACCAUUAUAUGAUAAAUGAAGAUCUGGAGGGCUGCCACCAACUCAUCAUCACCACUGUGCUGCCCACUGACAUGGGUGUCUAUCGCUGCACAGCUGAAAACAGCAGCGGCAUCGCAGCCACUAAGGCCGAACUCAGGGUUGACAUGUCUUGCAGCUCAGAUUAUGACACUGCUGCUGAUGCCACUGAGACAUCUUCAUAUGUCAGUGCCAAAGGCUACAUGUCCAGGGAAACUGAGACCUUUGAGUCUGUGGCUGAAGAUGAUCAGUUACCACAAGUUGUGGAGGACCUUCAUGAUGUUCGUGUUUGUCCAGGGUCACCUAUUGCUAAAAUGCAACUUAAAGUAAAAGGCUUCCCAAAACCCAGAUUGUACUGGUUCAAAGAUGGCCACCCUCUGCGGCCCUCAAAUAGGAUCCUGUUACUAACAGACAGAGAUGUUCACGGCCUGGAGAUUCUGGAGGUGAAGAAAGACGAUAUGGGGGAGUACUCUGCUUACAUCACUAAUUCAGCUGGUUCUGCUUACUCCUCCGCCAGACUGAUCGUUCUGGGUCCAGGGGAGAUUAUGCCAUUAGAUAAGAAAGACUUCAAAGAACCUCUGGUGCCACCACGCUUCCUUGAAAGGUUCAGCAACAGGAAGGUGAAACAAGGAGCGAGCAUUACGCUGUCUGUCAAAGUAGAAGGGUCUCCCACGCCCAUGGUCUCCUGGCUAAAGGAGGAGUCAUUGGAGGAUGUCCUGUGGAUUAAGCCUGAUACCAAGGGGUAUAAAAUAGCAGGCUCUGGACGCCAGCACAGCCUCAUCUUGAUGGAUGUGGGCACAGAGUACACUGGCGCCUACACCUGUAUCGCUACAAACAGAGCAGGACAGUCCAUCUGCACGGCCCACCUCGAGGUGGAUGAGACACCACAACAAAAGAAAGAGACUAAAGCCUCAGAGGUUCUUGGGAUUACAGUCAGUCCUCCAGAGGGAGAGGCUAGCGGUGGAAAAGAGGUAAAAGUAUCGUACCUAGGUGAAGUAGGAUCAGAGGAAUUCCUGAUGAAACUCACCUCCCAGAUCACUGAAAUGGUAUCAGCCAAGAUCACUCAAGACAGCUUACAGAAUCAUGAAGUGCUCCAGUGGAUGAAAUCUUGGCCCAAAAAUACCACUUCGUUACGCGUACCUGGCGUUGACAGUGACGAUGAGACCAAGACUCCAUCUCCGUCACCUCAUCACGGUCGCUCUCGUCCUCCCUCCCUCAUCGCUGACUCCUCCUCGGAGUCUGAUGAGGGAGACGCCAGGGGGGAGAUGUUUGAUAUCUACGUGGCAACAGCAGACUAUAACCCCACCAUAGCAAGCAAAGAAUCGAUCUCUCUGAAGGAGGGACAGUACGUUGAGGUUCUGGACUCAGCUCAUCCACUCAAAUGGUUGGUCCGAACCAAACCGACCAAAAUGACACCAUCCCGCCAAGGCUGGGUCUCACCUGCCUACUUGGACAAGAAACUAAAACUCUCAGCUGAUGCGGGUGACCUUCCAGAGACAAGUUCAGAGGAGGUUUCUGAGGGUGAAUACAAGAGGAAAUUAUUCCAACUGAUCCAGGAGAUGAUAAAUGGAGAAUCAGAGUUUGUAAAGGAGGUCGACUUCUUUACCUCCCAUCACAUGAAGCACGCAGACAUCCCUGAUGCACCGCCUGACGUCAACAGUCAAAAGGAAACAAUAUUCAGGAACAUUGAUGAUAUCAAGUCCUUCCACAGCAGGGCGUUCCUCCCGAAGUUGAACGACUGUGACACAGAUGAUGAUGUUGCCAUGUGCUUCCUGAGGAGUAAGGAGGGCUUUGAGCAGUACCUCCAGUAUCUUGUUGGUCAGGCUCAGGCAGAAUCUGCAGUCAGUGACAAGGCUGUCCACCGCUUCUUCAAGGAGUACACUGAGAAAGAGCAGGCUGGUGCAGACCCUGCAGGUCCCACUGUACGCAGCAUCAACGCCUACCUGCAACAACCACUGGAGAGGAUUCAGAAGUACAAGGCUUUCCUCAAGGAGCUCAUUCGAAACAAGGCGAGAAAUGGUCAGAACUGCUGCCUCCUGGAAGAAGCGUACGCAAUGGUGUCUGCACUCCCUCAGCGCUCUGAGAACACCCACCAUGUCACCAUGAUCGAGAACUAUCCCGCCACACUGGAAGUACUUGGAGAGCCAAUUAGACAGGGACCCUUUCAAGUGUGGGAGGGAGCUCCUGGAAUUAGGUCGUCCUCUAGAGGUCACCACCGGCACGUCUUCCUCUUUAAGAACUACUGUAUAAUCUGCAAACCCAAGAGAGACAGCAACGCUGAUACACAAGCAUAUGUCUUUAAGAACAUGAUGAAGCUGAACAACAUUGAUGUGAAUGAGACGGUGGAGGGUGAUGACAGGGCCUUUGAGAUCUGGCAUGAACGGGAGGACUCAGUGAGGAAAUACACUUUGCAGGCCCGAACUAUCACCAUCAAGAACUCAUGGCUGAGAGACCUCCGAGAACUGCAGCAGCGAUACAGCAUGCCUGCAUGGAGUCCCCCUGACUUUGAUGCAAUUCUGGCAAACUGCACAGCAGAGCUGGGACAGACUGUGAAACUGGCCUGCAGAGUCACUGGAGUGCCCAAACCUACAGUCACCUGGUACAAGGAUGGACGUGCAGUGGAGGCAGAUCCACAUCACAUCAUCAUUGAGGACCCUGAUGGUUCCUGCACACUGAUCCUGGACAACAUGACAGCUGAUGAUUCUGGCCAGUACAUGUGCUUUGCCACGAGCUCAGCUGGCAAUGCCAGCACUCUUGGAAAGACCACGGUUCAGGUACCUCCUCGUUUUGUGAAUAAAAUGAGGAAUGCUAUCUUUGUCGCUGGUGAGGACGCACAGUUCACCUGUGUCAUACAGAGCGCCCCCAACCCCAAGAUCAGGUGGUUCAAAGACAGCCGCCUGCUGACUGACCAGGAAAAGUACCAGACCUACAGCGAGCUCCGUAGUGGAGUUCUGGUCUUGAUAAUAAAGAACCUGACAGAGAGAGACUUGGGACACUACGACUGUGAGCUGUCCAAUCGGCUGGGCAGUGCCAAGUGUGCAGCAGAUUUAGUUCUUCCCUCUGCUCUGGCCCGAACUGGUGAACAGGCCAUCACUAUUGAAGUUACUGAGCAGGAAACCAAAAUACCAAAGAAAACCAUCAUCAUCGAGGAGACGAUAACCACCGUGGUGAAGAACCCUCGUAUGAGGAGGCACAGAUCCCCCGGCUUGACUCUUACUGCAGCCCACCGCUCUGAAACCUCCACCCCAGAGCCCCCUGUAGCCAGGCCGAGGAGGAUGCCUACUCCAAGAAAGACCACUAUCCCUACCCUCUACGUCACUGAGCCCGAGGGUGCUGAGGCCAGAGCCAUGGAGAGCAAAUCCAGGUGGGUUGAGGUGGAGGAGGUCAUCGAGUACAAGGUCAAUAAAUCUCCCAGGCUGCCCAGGAGGAGAGGCAUCUCACCUGCAGUCUCUGAUCGUGCAGCCGCUCCCUCCAGACCCAGAAGGUCUCAACUGGAAAACCCAAACACCAACAACUCCAAUAACAAGCUGGUGGAGCAGGCGCAGGCCGAGCUGCACGGAGACGUCAGCAGCCAGCCGCUCUCCUGGGAGGAGGUGCAGGGCAACGCUCCCUCUGCGGAGCCACAUGAGCUCUCAUCCGUCCUCAGUCCAGCUGAAGACGACAGCGACGACCUGGACGAUCAGCAAACUGUCAUCUUUGAACCUGAAGAUGACGAUGACGACCCCAUUCUGUCCAGAGAGCAGGAGCCUCAGAUCAUGAAACAAGGAGAUCGUGUUUUGACCCUAGAGGACUUGGAGGACUACGUUCCAGAGGAAGGAGAGUCCUAUGGCUCCUCCAACGUUCCUGCCGAAAAGCCUUGUGAGAUCUCUGUGCUGCAGAGGGAGAUCGGCGGCUCCGCAGUGGGGCAGACGGUGCUCCUCAACGUGGGCCGGCCCGUUGUGCCGAGGCAGAGGAGCAGCUUCUUCAGUCGCUUCAAGGAGCAUCUCCCCAGCAGCAUUUUCUCCUCCUCCUCUGUCCCUCAAGCCAGCGGAACGAGGCCCAGGACAGAGAGGCGCGUCCCCAUCCAAGUGAGCCACGCAAAGCUGGAGGUGCAGCCUUCCUACUGCUCGGAGGUGCAGAGGGUUGAGGGCGGGCAGCAGAGCUUUAAAACCAAAGUAUCAACGCAGACGUACGGAUACACAUCAGUGGGAAACCCAGUCAUUCUUCAAAUUAGAGAUCACCAUUAUCCAAACCAGUAGAAGCAAUAUUUUAAAAUUGGUACCACGACCCUCUUAGUCUUAAAUGGGGACAUUUCUACUGACCUGAUGAAAAAGAGCAGAGAAAAGAAGACAUAUAUUCACUGCAUUUGACAGACCAUUCCAUUAUGAAGCUUCCCAUCAGAAAAUAGGCUCAUCCUCUGAGUCUUUUGACCAGGUGAGUUGGAAAAUGAAAGUGUGUCACUGUGAGCAGGUUCCAGUUUCCGUUACAACUGCUACAUGUCAUCGAUGUGUUGUACAACGCACAUGAUGGACAGAAGCCAAGAAACUACGGUUUGACAUUUUACUGACGAAAAGAACGUCUGUUGCUGAGAAAGAUUUUGUAAAAUACGUCAUGUUUCUCUCAUGAAUAACUUCACAAAAUCAUAACUAUUGACCUACUAAUAUCACCCGAUCCUUGUAUGAUCUUCAUCAACUUUUACCAUUUUCAUCAACAAAUAGUUUAGAUAUUCAUUAUGCAGUUUGACUUUUGUACAUUCGCGGUGCCUUGAAUUCCUGGAUCAGCAAACGUUGAGAGUUCUUGACUGUUUAUGACGUCAUGACAACGUGUCUUUCUCAGUACUAAUCUAUAUUAAAUAUACAACACUGAUUGUGUAAAGUUGACAGUUGAGGUCAGAGUUGUCGAAGUCAAAUCAUGGUCACCGUGGUAAAAUCUGACCGAGGUUCUCCACUUCUUUGGGUGUGAAUGAUUUCUUAGCGAGCAGCUUUUACAAAUAUGAGAUUUCUACAGGAAAAUCGUUUAUAACAACUUGAUUCACAUCAGAUCUCUAACAGUGUCUCUUCAGAUAUUUAUGAAUUUAAUGUUAACCUUCGCUUUUUAGACAUUUUGAUGCAGAGCAACGAUCCCUUGAACUCACAGGAUACCACAGGGAUAGUAACAUGUAUGUGAUAGAUAUUUAGACGAGUGGCUGCAUGUUAUUUGUUUUUCCAAAGAGAAAUUGGUUUAUGUAAAGUAACCUGACCCGUCGUAGUCAUAUCUGAUUUCAAGUGAAUGUUUGUGCGUUUGUAUUAGAGCUCACUACCUUGUCAAUGCAAUUUCAAACGGGACUCGAGUAACUGAGGCUUUAGUGAUGUGUGGUGGUGAUGUUGGUUAGAGUCUUUGUCUUAGUCAGCUACAAGGACGAUGGUUUAUAUUAAAAGGCACUAACACAUUGUAACUGCUUGUUCUGUACAUGUGUAGUUUUGGGAAACAUGUGACAUCAGUGUCAGUGUUAAAUCUAAAUUAAAUACAUAUACUGAAAAUAAA